Molecule: messenger RNA, 576 nt
Organism: Myotis daubentonii (Daubenton's bat)
Lineage: Eukaryota; Metazoa; Chordata; Mammalia; Chiroptera; Vespertilionidae
Product: histone H2B type 1-C/E/F/G/I
Cellular component (GO): nucleosome
Molecular function (GO): structural constituent of chromatin; DNA binding; protein heterodimerization activity
Source: RefSeq, a predicted model, not a curated record
GACGUUUCCGGGACUCACCACCAGUCGGACACGCCUUUCCUCCCCGCCGCCUGGAAGGAGCCCGAACCGGAGGACACUCGCAGCCUCGCGCUCGCUCUUCCCGUUGUUUACCGGCUUCUUCGGCGGUUCCUCCCGACCAUGCCCGAGCCCGCCAAGUCCGCGCCCGCCCCGAAGAAGGGCUCCAAGAAGGCGGUGACCAAGGCGCAGAAGAAAGACGGCAAGAAGCGCAAGCGCAGCCGCAAGGAGAGCUACUCGGUGUACGUGUACAAGGUGCUCAAGCAGGUGCACCCAGACACCGGCAUCUCGUCCAAGGCCAUGGGCAUCAUGAACUCGUUCGUCAACGACAUCUUCGAGCGCAUCGCGGGCGAGGCGUCGCGCCUGGCGCAUUACAACAAGCGCUCGACCAUCACGUCGCGCGAGAUCCAGACGGCCGUGCGCCUGCUGCUGCCCGGCGAGCUGGCCAAGCACGCCGUGUCCGAGGGCACCAAGGCCGUCACCAAGUACACCAGCUCCAAGUAGACGCGCGGGCACGCGGCCUCACUCCUGACCCAAAGGCUCUUUUCAGAGCCACUCACC